Messenger RNA from Eruca vesicaria subsp. sativa (arugula), 1446 nucleotides. Lineage: Eukaryota; Viridiplantae; Streptophyta; Magnoliopsida; Brassicales; Brassicaceae. The record is from the annotation of a GenBank genome assembly.
AUGGCUUCGACACUAGGCGGCAACGAGAUAGCAUUCUUCGACCUAGAAACAGCGGUUCCGACAGAACCGGGACAGCCUUUUACUAUUUUGGAGUUUGGAGCUAUCUUAGUCUGCCCUAUGAAGCUAGUGGAACUCUACAGCUACUCAACUUUGGUGAGACCCAUUGAUCUUUCUCUCAUCUCCACGCUCUCUAAACGGCGUAGCGGUAUCACGCGCGAGGGAGUCCUCUCUGCACCUACGUUCGUGGAAAUAGCUGACAAAGUCCACAACAUUCUCCAUGGAAGGAUAUGGGCAGGACAUAACAUAAAGAGGUUUGAUUGUGUAAGAAUAAGAGAUGCGUUUGCAGAGAUUGGUCAUUCUCCACCAGAGCCUAAAGCUUUAAUUGAUUCUCUUUCGUUGUUGUCUCAGAAGUUUGGUAAGAGAGCUGGUGACAUGAAGAUGGCAUCAAUUGCUAAGUACUUUGACCUAGGAGAUCAAGUACAUAGGAGCUUAGAGGAUGCCCGGUUGAAUCUUGAAGUUGUCAAGCGCUGUGCAACUGUCUUGUUUCUGGAGUCUAGUGUUCCUGAUAUUCUAACAGAAAUGAGUUGGUUUUCACCAAGGAGAAGUCCAAGAACGCGAAGUAACGAGAAGUCAUUGCCUAAUGAAGUUAAAGAAAGCUCUUCCUCGAGCUCUAAAACUGAUCAGAGUUUGUCUUCCGUGGAUGACACAGCUGAAGAAACCCAUCCCAUUGUUUCUCUCCUGACAGAAUGCUCAGAAAAUGAUACUUCUUGUGGAAUAGAUCCAUCUGAUAUAACCACUCUAAUAAGUAAACUAAACAUUGGAACUCUUCAGACAGAUGCUGCAGACGAAGCAGAAACUGUAACGAGACAGGAGGAUGAAAACUUCUUGGGGGUUGAUGAAGUAUCUGUUUCCAGCAUCAGGGCAAGUCUGAUCUCGUUUUACCGUGGGAGCAUAAGAAUGAAUCUGUUCCACAACGAUGACCCUCUGCAACUCUAUGGAAACAGUUUGAAAGUUCGGUUUGGGAUAAGCAGAAAGUAUUUGGAUCAUGAAGGACGAACAAGGUUGAAUAUUGUUGUAGACUUGCCUCCUGAUUUAUGCAAGAUCUUGGAUGAAGCCAAUGAUGUUGCACAUAGCUUAUCGGUUGGCUCAGGCACAGACUCAGAAUGGAGGCUCACCGUUAUGAGGAAAGAAGGCUUUGCUAACUACCCCACAGCCAGAUUACAAAUAAGCUCAGAAUCUAAUGGAACCGAGGUAUAUCAGAAAGAAGAAUCUUUGGAAACCAUUCAAAAGCUCAAUUUCAGCAAGGAUGAGUUUGAAGAGCUCGAGUUAGCAUUACUUCCUGGUACAUUGGUUGAUGCAUACUUCUUACUCGAGCCUUAUGAUUAUAUGAAAAAGGCAGGGAUACGUCUAGCAGCCAAAAAGUUAGUAAUUCACAUGAAGAAAUGA